AGGUCAUUGACCAGGUCCUGCUGUGUAGUUCUGGGCUGAUCCCUCACCUUCCUCAUGAUCAUGCCCCACGAGAAGAGAUGAAAAACAUCAAGUGCUUGGUGUUGUUGAUGAUUUGGAUGGUCCAGACUGAUGCACAGGUCUGUCCUGAUGCCUGCAAAUGCACCAAGAAACCCGACAAAGCAAAGAUGGAGGUCAACUGCCAUAAGAGAGGCCUUCGCAUCUUUCCUACCACACUGCCCUCAGAUGCUUGGGUCCUCAAAUUUGGUGAGAAUGGCAUCACAGACCUGCAGGCCAACAUUCUGGAAUUAGUUCCACAGAUUGAAAGUGUUAACUUGGAGCAUAAUGCCAUCAAGUCUAUCCAUCCUCGUGCGUUUUCUGGUGCAAAAACGCUGGCGUUGCUCAGUCUUAAUAGCAAUAACUUAAAAAGCCUUCCGCCGAGGGGAUUCAAGGAUCUCAUAAACCUUCGCUUCCUCAUGUUGGGGCAGAACCAGAUCGGUACACUCAAGCCAAACAUGUUUGUAGGCAUGAGGAACCUGUCAGAGCUGGACGUUCCUGAAAACGCCCUAACAACGCUUCCAUCCAACACUUUCAAACCUUUGAUUGCUCUCAAAGUGCUAGAUCUUUCACUGAAUCGCAUCCAGAAAAUCUCUCCAAAGGCCUUCACUGGACUUAGGCAUCUCAUGUUCCUCAACCUGGACAACAACAGUCUGAAGAUUGUACCUGCAGGAGCAUUCAAACCAUUGAGCUCUCUUGAGAUGUUGGUUCUUGACAGCAAUCUUCUGUCUACUCUGAGGCCCACAAUGUUUAGUGGACUGGGUGUAUUGCAGGAACUUUAUUUGAGGAACAACAAUUUGGAGCAGCUGCCAUCUGAUGUGUUCAAGGAUUUGCCUGGGCUUUCUCAGCUGGCUCUCAGUGGAAAUCGCCUUAAGGCAGUGGAUGGAAAUAUGUUGGCUCGAAUUCCAUCCCUGAAGAAGUUGCACCUGCAUGACAAUCCUUGGCAGUGUGACUGCACUAUUGUUCCCAUGAUGCAGUGGAUGAAACAAACAAAUGUAACCCUGUCACCAAAGGAGUCUCUGAAGUGUGAUAGUCCUCUCGAGCUCAAAAAGAAGACUUUGAGCAGCCUCCAAGAAUCGAAGCUUCUUUGCCAUUCGUAGAUCAGAUAAGGACGAAGGCUCUGACCUUAUUGUAAACUAGUGCUACCUAACAUUAAUAUUAAUCUUUUGUUUCUUUUGAGGAAGGGCAUUUAUUAUGGUGCCUUGUAACUACCACCAUGUCUGUUUAAAUGUAAUUUACACGAGUCAUUUUUAAAUGCAGUUUAGGCAUUUAUAAAAAUCAGUAGCCUAUAUUAUGUUCACAGUUUAGCAAAAUGUCUUUCAUUCAGGUAACUCUCAGAUUAUUGUUAUAAUCUUAUAUUGCUUGUCAUAAAGUAGCUUCGCAGUUUUGGAAUAUGACAAAUCACUUGAAGAGGGAUUACAUUAAUCCAAUUUCAAGUAGAGUGGUUUCUGUAAUCGUUUUAAAUAACACUACAGUAAAAUGUGGUUUAAAGGCAGUAAAAUUGUGGGAGGAGAACGUCUGCAAUUUGCAUAUUUAGACUCCAAGAUGAAA
Molecule: messenger RNA, 1605 nt
Organism: Corythoichthys intestinalis (scribbled pipefish)
Lineage: Eukaryota; Metazoa; Chordata; Actinopteri; Syngnathiformes; Syngnathidae
Product: leucine-rich repeat-containing protein 15
Exons: 7
Coding region: 78-1154 (358 amino acids)
Cellular component (GO): extracellular matrix
Molecular function (GO): protein binding
Source: RefSeq, a predicted model, not a curated record